Molecule: messenger RNA, 5024 nt
Organism: Thlaspi arvense
Lineage: Eukaryota; Viridiplantae; Streptophyta; Magnoliopsida; Brassicales; Brassicaceae
Source: the annotation of a GenBank genome assembly
UAAGCUUUUGCCGAAGCCAAAAUCUUCGCAUUUCCUCUGUAAAACCUUAUCUUUGCUCUUUCUUCUCCGCCAUGGCCGCCUUCUCCGUCAAUGGGCAGCUUAUCCCGGCGGCGACAAGCUCUACCACUUCUAUCUCUUCUCGCCGUAAAUUCUCAUCUCCCUCCUCUUCUCGCCUUCCUCGCAUCUCCGCACCCUCUCCUCGUGUCCCAUCCAUAAAAUGCAGCAGUAGAAGCUUACCUACCCGAGAUACGGAGCCAUCUUCCAAAGACUCCCUCCUCAAAAGCCUAGCGAAACCGCUCGCUGUAGCCUCCGUAUCCUCCGCUGCGUCACUCUUUCUAUUCCGAAUCUCAAAUCUCCCUUCGUUUCUAAGCGGCGGCGGAGGAGGAGGCGAUGGUAAUUUCGGCGGAUUCGGCGGUGGUGGAGGCGGCGGAGGUGGAGGAGAUGGAAGUGACGGUGGAUUUUGGGGGAAAUUGCUUUCCCCGGCGCCUGCAGUUGCCGACGAGGAACAGUCACCGGAUUGGGAUUCUCACGGGUUACCGGCAAACAUCGUCGUGCAAUUGAACAAGCUCAGUGGCUUCAAGAAGUACAAGGUCUCCGAUAUCAUGUUCUUCGACCGGCGGAAGCAGACGACGAUCGGCACCGAGGACUCUUUCUUCGAGAUGGUGUCGAUCCGGCCAGGUGGAGUCUACACGAAAGCCCAAUUGCAGAAGGAGCUAGAAAACCUAGCUACUUGCGGGAUGUUCGAGAAAGUCGACUUGGAAGGGAAGACGAAGCCCGACGGAACCCUAGGAGUCACAAUCUCCUUCGCGGAGAGCACGUGGCAGUCAGCGGACAGGUUCAGAUGCAUCAACGUGGGGCUAAUGGUGCAGUCGAAGCCGAUAGAGAUGGAUACGGACAUGACUGAUAAAGAGAAGCUCGAGUAUUACAGGAGCUUGGAGAAGGACUACAAACGGAGAAUCGAUAGGGCGAGGCCUUGUUUGUUGCCGGCGCCUGUGUACGGUGAGGUGAUGCAGAUGCUGAGGGAUCAAGGGAAAGUCAGCGCGAGGCUGUUGCAGAAGAUUAGGGACCGUGUUCAGAAAUGGUACCAGGACGAAGGGUAUGCUUGUGCUCAGGUUGUGAAUUUCGGGAACUUGAACACGAAGGAGGUUGUUUGUGAAGUUGUGGAAGGAGACAUAACUCAGCUUGUUAUUCAGUUUCAAGACAAGCUUGGUAAUGUGAUUGAAGGUAACACUCAAGUCCCUGUCGUCCGCAGGGAGUUGCCUAAACAGCUUCGACAAGGCUAUGUUUUCAACAUUGACGCUGGGAGACAAGCUCUCAAGAACAUCAACGCAUUAGGGCUGUUCUCUAACAUUGAAGUGAAUCCACGCCCAGAUGAGAAAAACGAAGGCGGCAUUGUCGUUGAGAUCAAACUGAAAGAGCUAGAACAGAAGUCAGCUGAAGUCAGUACUGAAUGGAGUAUUGUUCCUGGGCGUGGAGGAGCUCCCACAUUUGCUUCAUUCCAACCAGGUGGGUCUGUUACUUUCGAACAUCGAAACAUCCAUGGUCUUAACAGGUCUCUCAUGGGUUCAGUGACCACUAGCAACUUCUUGAACCCUCAGGACGAUCUUUCGUUCAAGCUCGAGUAUGUACACCCAUACCUGGACGGUGUUUACAAUCCACGUAACCGUACAUUCAAAACGAGCUGCUUCAACAGCCGCAAACUUAGCCCAGUGUUCACAGGAGGACCAGGUGUUGAGGAAGUGCCAGCAAUUUGGGUUGAUCGAGCUGGUCUGAAAGCUAACAUAACUGAGAACUUCACCCGUCAGAGUAAGUUCACAUAUGGGCUUGUGAUGGAGGAGAUCACAACCCGAGAUGAAAGCAGUCACAUCGCUGCAAAUGGUCAGAGACUACUACCUAGCGGUGGAAUCAGUGCCGAUGGACCACCAACAACUCUCAGUGGUACCGGUAUUGAUAGAAUGGCUUUUCUACAAGCCAACAUCACUCGUGACAAUACUAAGUUCGUCAAUGGAGCUGUUGUUGGAGAGAGGAAUGUCUUUCAGGUGGAUCAAGGCCUAGGUAUCGGGAGCAAAUUCCCGUUCUUCAACCGCCAUCAACUUACCAUGACAAGAUUCAUUCAGCUGCAGCAAGUAGAAGAAGGCGAAGGUAAGUCACCACCACCGGUUCUAGUCCUCCAUGGGCAUUACGGUGGCUGCGUUGGUGACCUUCCAAGCUAUGAUGCUUUUGUCCUUGGUGGUCCUUACUCUGUCCGUGGCUACAACAUGGGUGAGCUCGGUGCAGCUAGAAACAUUCUAGAGCUUGGUGCUGAGAUCAGAAUACCUGUGAAGAACACGCAUGUCUACGCCUUUGCUGAGCAUGGGAACGAUUUGGGAAGCUCCAAGGACGUGAAGGGAAACCCAACAGCUGUCUACAGGAGAAUGGGACAGGGUUCAUCGUACGGUGUAGGUGUGAAACUUGGUUUGGUACGAGCUGAGUAUGCUGUAGAUCACAACAAUGGAACUGGUGCGCUGUUCUUCCGGUUUGGAGAGAGGUUCAAGAAACGAUCUUGUGCACAUUUUGAGAUCUUUCAACUCGAUCCCGUUGAGAUGGUAGAUGCGAUCACGGAGUUCGUCGUGGGAAAGAUGGGCAAUUAUAUCAUCGAAGAAGCAUUAAAGUUGAUAGGAACCAAAGACGAACUAGAGGAGCUCAAGACUGAGUUGAUGUGUAUACAAGGUUAUCUCAAGGAUGUUGAAGCUCGAGAAAGAGAAGACGAGGUCUCGAAAGAGUGGACGAAACUAGUUUUAGAUAUAGCUUACGAUGUUGAAGAUGUUUUAGACAGCUAUACCCUGAAAGCCGAAGAAAGAUCACAGAGGCGAGGCUUGAUGAGAUUGACCAACAAAAUAGGAGAGAAGGUGGAUUCGUACAGAAUAAUUGACGAUAUGAGAAACCUCAAGAGAAAAAUCCUGGAUGUUACUCGCAAGCGGGAGACUUAUGGCAUAGGCAACUUCAAUGAGCCUCGAGGAGGAAGAGGGGAGAAUACUUCAAAUCUGAAGGUGAGGCAGCUUCGACGUGCUCGAUCUGUUGUUCAAGAAGAGCUUGUCGUUGGUUUGGAAGACGAUGCUAAGAUUCUUUUGGCGAAGCUUCUUGGUGAUGAUGAUGAGGAUAACAAGAGAUACAUGAUCUCCAUAUUCGGCAUGGGAGGUCUCGGAAAGACGGCUCUAGCCAGGAAGCUAUACAACUCGGGGGAUGUGAAGAGAAGGUUCGUAUACCGCGCGUGGACUUAUGUUUCGCAAGAGUAUAACACAAGAGAUAUGCUUAUGAGAAUCAUAAGAUCUUUGGGAGUAGUUUCUGCGGUGGAGCUUGAAAGGAUCAAGAUGUUUGUGGAGGAGGAGUUGGAAGUUUACCUUCAUAGUGUUCUCGAAGGGAAAAGCUAUUUGGUGGUGGUAGAUGAUAUAUGGGAGCGUGAAGCGUGGGAGAGCCUGAAGAGAGCUUUACCGGGAAAUCACAGAGGAAGUAGAGUCAUCAUCACAACGCGUAUCAGAGCCGUGGCUGAAGGUGUGGACCAGAGAGUUUACGCUCAUAAGUUACGGUUCUUGACAUUUGAAGAAAGCUGGAGACUGUUUGAACAGAAAGCACUCAGGGAUAUCGAACAUGUCGAUGAAGAUCUGCGGAAAACCGGACAACUAAUGGUUAGAAAAUGCGGUGGAUUACCACUCGCUAUAGUCGUUCUUGCUGGCCUUAUGUCAAGGAAGAGGCUUAACGAGUGGAGUGAUGUUUAUGCCUGUUUAUGGCGACGCCUGAAAGAUGACUCCAUUCACGUUUCCACUGUGUUUGAUUUAAGCUUCAAGGAGCUGCGACACGAGUUGAAGCUCUGUUUUCUUUACCUUAGCGUCUUCCCAGAGGACUAUGAGAUCGAUGUAGAGAAGCUGAUACACUUGCUUGUAACAGAAGGGUUUAUACAAGAGGACGAAGAGAUGAUGAUGGAAGAUGUGGCUCGGUACUAUAUCGAAGAGCUGAUAGACAGAAGCCUCAUGGAAGCUGUGAGAAGAGAAAGAGGAAUAGUGAUGUCUUGUAGAAUCCAUGAUCUCCUAAGAGACGAGGCCAUCAAGAAAGCAAAAGAGCUCAACUUUGUGAAUCUUUACAGUGUGCAACAUUCUUCUACUACUUGCAGAAGGGAAGUGGUUCACCAUAUUAUGAACAACAACGACUUGUGCGACAGACGUCUACUCCGAGUUCUUAAUCUCGGAGGGCUUGUGUUUGUCUGUAAAGGUUGUACCCUCUUUAGCUUACCAGAGGUUAUUGGAAGCUUGAUCCACUUGAGGUACCUUGGGAUAUCUGACACUGGUUUGAAAAACUUACCAGCUUUUAUGUCCAAUUUACGGUUUCUGCAGACACUAGAUGCAUCUGGCAACUCCUUCGAGCGAAUAACUGAUCUAAAUAAGCUCCCAUCACUGAGGCAUGUGAUCGGAAAGUUUAUCGGAGAAUUGAUAAUAGGCGACGCAGUUAACCUACAGACCUUGAAGUCUAUCUCCUCCUACAGCUGGAGCAAACUGAAACAUGAGUUACUCAAAAAUAUUCGAGAGCUGGAGAUCUAUGACUCCGGCUUCUUUAAACGGAGAAGAGCUCCUUUAGACUUGAGUUCCUUCUCUAAACUGACCAGUCUUCGUGUCCUGAGGCUAGAGGUUACGACCUUCAAGUUGUCGUCGUUCAACAUAGAUUUGAUCUUUCCCAGUCUUGAGUCUCUGGCACUUGUUGGAACAAAUCUCGAGGAAGACCCAAUGCCUGCUUUGCAGAAGUUGCCGAGACUGGAAGAUCUUGUCCUGAAAGAUUGCGAUUGGUCGGGAGCGAAGAUUAGAAUCAAAGCACUAGGUUUUGGUCGGCUGAGGAAGCUUGAAUUGAUCACGGCAAUAUUAGUUGAGUUGCAUAUCGAAGAAGAGGCCAUGCCCAGUUUGACGAAGCUGAAUCUGGAGACCGAACGAGGACCAACGAAGCUGCUGAUUCCACCUCGCUUGCAAUCGUUUGUUCGAGGCAACUACACUAUCUUCUGA